This is a messenger RNA of Photinus pyralis (common eastern firefly), 2934 nucleotides long. RefSeq names its product eukaryotic translation initiation factor 5B-like. The record is from RefSeq and is a predicted model, not a curated record. The transcript is spliced from 3 exons. The coding region runs from base 222 to 2627 and encodes 801 amino acids. Gene Ontology annotation, cellular component: nucleus. Gene Ontology annotation, molecular function: DNA binding. Lineage: Eukaryota; Metazoa; Arthropoda; Insecta; Coleoptera; Lampyridae.
UUAUCACUUUUUAGUUAUUGGACAGGGUGGCCAAUAACUGAAUCUUGGUUCAUUCUCAUCUGUGUUCACUAUGUAGUAGGACAAUAUGUACUAUAAUCGCUAAUAUAGCGGAUUUUAAUGUAGGAGCGUUCUGGACAGUUAUUGGCCACGUGUCCAGUUACUGUCUUAUAAGUGGCCAACUACUGUAUUUUGAGAAUACAUUGUUUUUAUAGUGUCUCGCCAUGCCAAAACGUAUUGGUUAUGAAGCAGCCACAAUGGCCAAGGCUGUUUCUGAAUUUCAGAAUGGCAAUACAUCGCUUAGAGCCAUCGCAAAAAAGUACGCGGUCCCAAAAUCGACGCUUGAAUUUAAAUUAAAGAAUCCUGAUCACAAGCAAACUUUUGGACCUUCGCCUGUUCUCACAAAUUCGGAAGAAGCUACAUUAGUUAAAUGGAUUGCAGAACUUGCUCGGAAAGGAUUUCCUAGAAAAAGAGACGACAUUAUUGCAAGUGUACAAAAUUUCCUAAUAGCAAAUCCACGUCCCAACCCAUUUACGAAUAAUCGUCCUGGAGCUGGUUGGUUAAAGGCGUUUUUUAGACGCCAUCCUGAAAUCACAGAAAGAACAAGUGAAGCAGUUACUUCAGCUAGUUCAUGUGUUUCCGAAAAGGAUAUUCGAAAAUGGUUUGUUGAAGUAAAAGAUUAUUUAAAAGAAAAACAACUUGAACAAGUAAUAGAGGACCCAACUCGCAUUUUUAACGGAGACGAAACAGGUUUCCAAAUAUGUCCAGAAACAGGGAAAGUUUUGGCACCAAAGGGAAUAAAAAAUGUAUAUACCAUCGAUCAAGGGUCUUCAAAGGAAAACAUAACUGUUAUGUUCACGUUUUCGGCAAGUGGAUCAACUUGUAGCCCGAUGAUAGUAUAUCCCUAUAAAAGAAUUCCCGAAAAAAUUUCACAGUCUGUUCCAGCUAAUUGGGGAAUUGGUCGCAGCGAUAGUGGGUGGAUGACUGCCGAAGUAUUCUACGAGUAUAUUUCAAAAGUAUUCUAUCCCUAUUUAAUUGCCGAAGGUAUAACAUUCCCAGUGAUAUUAUUUGUAGAUGGGCAUAAGUCCCAUCUCACUUACCAACUCAGCGUUCUUUGCAGUAACCUAGCAAUCGAAAUUAUAGCAUUGUAUCCUAAUGCUACUCGUAUAUUGCAGCCCGCAGACGUAGCUGUUUUUCGCCCAAUCAAGGUAGCUUGGCGAAAAGCAGUAAGGAAUUGGCAGUCAGAUCAUCCAGGAGAAUCCCUAACUAAGCUUUCCUUUGCACCAUUACUAGACGAAGUCGUUAAAUCUAGUGCCAAACCCGAUAUAUUGGUAAAUGGAUUUAAAGCAUGUGGGUUGUAUCCACUAAAUGCUGACGCUAUAGAUUAUAGCAAGUGUCUGGGAAGUUCCAAGAAAAAUGAAACAUUUGACAAUAAAAUAACAGACACCACAAUGAAGUAUUCCACAUUUGCAAAUAUCGUUGGAAAUGAAAAACUUGAACAGUUUAAAAGAUUAGAUGCAGUCCUUCCAGAAGGAACAAACAACGAAGACUUUUUUGCUCUAUUUCGUAUAUGGAAACAUUUUGAAAGCACCAAGGAAGAGCCAGACCAAAUUAUAAAUUUAUCUAACGAAAAAAUUGAUAACGAAGAUUUGCCUCAAAAUAUGAUUGUAACAGAUGUGUUGUCAGAACAAGAAAGUGGCAAUACAAAAGAGGCAGAUGGAGUAAUCGCCAGUACUACUGACCAACACAUUACAACUGCAAACGUAGAGGUACCAGAAAAUAACGAGGAUUCGCCCCAACAUAUGAUUGUAACGGAUGAGUUGCCAGAACAAAACAGUGAUAUUAAUACAAAAGAGACUGAUGGAGCAAUUUCCAGAACUACUCACCAACAGAGAACAACUGCAGUGGUAGAUGUAGCUAAUAAUGUCUCUAUCGCUGAGUUUCUUGACUGGCCAGAUUCACCCAAACGUAAAGGAAAACGAGAGACCGAAAGGUUGCCGUAUGCUGUAACUUGUAAUAAAUAUCAGGAAAUGCUAGCAGAGAAACGUGCUAAGAAGAAAGAAGAAGAAGAACAGAAAAACAAAAAACGUGCUCUAAAGAAAGAAGCAGACGAAGUCAGAGCGAAGAAGAAGAAAGAAGAUCAGGAACUCAAAGAGAUCAGAAAACACCAACAAAAUAUUAAAAAAUUAGAGAAAACUCAGAAGAAAGCAUCAAACGUUUCACGUAAAAAUAAAUUAUGUGCGGCUAAUAAGAUAACAUGCUAUGUUUGUGCCAAAAUAAUAAAAUGCAAUGAGUUGUCUUGUGACGAAUGUAAACAAUCAUUUCACAAAUCGUGUAUUCCAGCGUCUCAUAAACAACAUAUUCCAGACCCUACUGAUAACGAUACUUUUCUAUGUCAUAUCUGCUACAAGGAAGAAUCGGAUAGCGAUGUGGACACUGAAAAAGAAGAAGAACAAGAAAGUGAAGAAAAUGAAAUCGAGGAAGAGAGGCCACCAGCUGAAACCGAAGAACAAGAAGAUAAAGAAAAUGAAAAAGAGGAAGAGAGAACACUAGCGGAAACAGAAGAAGAAGAAAAGGAAAUCGAUGAAUUAUAUAAUAUGUAUACUUCUGCAAUAAAACAUAUAUAUUAAAAAGUUAUACGUGUUACUUACUAAAAAACACUACGUAAACCUUAAAAAAAGGUGUGCCCAAUAACUGUAAAAAUAAUGUCCAAUUACUGUAAAAUGUGUCCAAUAACUAUGUAUUCUGGCAGAGUUGUUUAAAAGUAAUUUCAGAGUUGUUCCUUAUAACAACUACCAAAACUUAAUAUUUUUUUCUGAAAAGUUAAGCAAUUAUGGAACAAGUGGUUAUUUCAUAUUUACAUAUUUGCAAAUGGGUAUGUAUUUAUUGAAUUUUUAAAAUAUCAAUAUCCUUAAGUGUCCAAUAACUGUAUGGUUU